AUGGACAUCACCUUUGGCAUUGUGAUUCUGAUACAGGUUGGCACUGGGAUUUCAGCAAAUGGAUUCCUCUUCCUGUUUUAUAUCCACAAGAUCUGUGGCAGCUACCAGUUAAGCUCCUCUGACUUCAUCCUUGCUCACCUGACCUUGGCCAACACCAUCGUCCUUCUCACUGGGGGAGUCUUAAAUGCACUGGAAAUUUGGAGCCUUGAAAAUUUCCUAGAUGAUGUCGAAUGCAAAAUGGUCAUGUACUUCUAUCGAGUGGCCCGUGGCCUGUCCAUCUUCAGCACCUGCUUCCUGAGCAUCUACCAGGCCAUCACCAUCAGCCCCGGGACCCCCAGGUGGACGGGACUUAAGUUGAGGUUAUCCAAGUUCAUCUUCUCCUCCUAUCUCCUCUUCUGGAUCUUCACUCUUCUCUUAGAUUUUGGUGCACUGAGGUUUGUGGCAGGUUCCCGGAAUGGUUCCAGGGUUCGAAUCACGCUGGAUUUUAAAUAUUGCACAGAAGUACCUGUCAGUACAGCAACCACUCUUAGAAAUGCAAUUGUUACCUCUCUGAGAGAUCUCUCCUUCGUGGUUGUCAUGAGCAUGGCCAGUGGCUACAUGGUGAUUGUCCUGCACAGACACCACCGGCGGGUCCGACACCUCCAUGCACCUGGACUUCCCCCUGGAGCGAUGCCCGAGGUCAGGGCAGCCAAGAGGGUCAUCGUCCUGGUAGUGUUCUACGUCCUGCUGUAUGGACGACAGACGAUCAUGUUCAGUGUUUUGUUAAACAGGAAAGAGAAUUCUCCAUGGUUGGUGAAUAGCCAUGUGGCUUUUUCAGUCACCUUCUCAACUAUGAGUCCGUUCCUGAUGAUUUCCAGCGACCGGAGAAUAAGGGCAUUGUGGAAAAGGGACUCUCCUUUUUUAAACAAGGAUCCCUAG
Ornithorhynchus anatinus (platypus) is the source of this 918-nucleotide messenger RNA. RefSeq names its product vomeronasal 1 receptor ornAnaV1R3219. The record is from RefSeq and is marked inferred. Bases 1 to 918 code for a protein of 305 amino acids. Gene Ontology annotation, molecular function: pheromone receptor activity. Gene Ontology annotation, biological process: G protein-coupled receptor signaling pathway. Gene Ontology annotation, cellular component: membrane. NCBI's taxonomy places the organism in Eukaryota, Metazoa, Chordata, Mammalia, Monotremata, Ornithorhynchidae. The transcript has a single exon.